AUGUCGGGCAACGGUGGUGCAUUGGAGGAAGCAAGGGUUCCAUUGAUUGAUGAUUUAGCAUCAACAGAAAAAUAUUAUGAGAAUGGACCCCUUAGGGAAAGGGUAUGGAUUGAACCAAAGAAACUAUGGAGGAUAGUCGGCCCUGCAAUCUUCAACCGUCUCGCCUCUUAUUCCAUACCGGUUAUCACUCAAGCCUUCACCGGCCACCUUGGUGACCUUGAGCUUGCUGCCAUUUCCAUCGCAAAUAAUGUCAUCGUCGGCUUCAACUUUGGCCUUUUGUUGGGGAUGGCGAGUGCACUUGAGACCCUAUGUGGGCAAGCCUUUGGAGCAAAGAAAUACUACAUGUUGGGAAUCUACAUGCAACGUUCAUGGAUCAUUCUCUCCAUAUGUUGUGUUUUGCUAUUGCCUUUAUAUCUCUUUGCUUCACCCGUAUUGAAACUAUUGGGACAGCCUAAAGAUGUUGCUGAGCUAUCGGGGAUGGUUGCUAUUUGGAUGAUUCCACUUCAUUUCAGCUUUGCAUUACAGUUCCCACUGCAAAGAUUCUUGCAGUGUCAGCUAAAAAACAUGGUGACGGCUUGGGUCUCAUUGGUGGCUCUUGCGGUCCAUGGGAUCGUGAGCUGGGUGUUAGUGUAUAGGUUUCGAGUGGGUGUGGUUGGGACGGUGGUUAGCAUGAAUUUUUCGUGGUGGGUUUUGGUUUUCGGCCACUUGGGUUACACUGUUUGUGGCGGCUGUCCUUCAACUUGGACCGGUUUCUCCAUGGAAGCUUUCUCUGGUCUUUGGGAAUUCAUCAAACUCUCUGCAGCUGCUGGGGUCAUGCUUUGCUUGGAAAACUGGUACUAUAGAAUACUAAUAUUGAUGACUGGAAAUCUGGAAAACGCCAAGAUUGCCGUCGAUGCUUUGUCCAUAUGCAUGACAAUUAAUGGAUGGGAGAUGAUGAUUCCUCUCGCGUUCUUUGCUGGUACCGGUGUGAGGGUGGCAAAUGAGCUUGGAGCAGGGAAUGGGAAAGGAGCCAAGUUUGCAACAACAGUUUCAGUUGUGACAUCAAUUCUAAUAGGAAUCUUCUUCUGGUUGUUAAUUAUGAUAUUGCAUGAUAAAUUUGCUCUCAUAUUUUCUGCAAGUGACCCUGUUUUGAAAGCAGUCACCAACCUCUCUUUUCUCUUAGCCUUCACUGUUCUGCUCAACAGUGUUCAGCCUAUUCUAUCUGGGGUGGCUGUUGGAUGUGGAUGGCAAUCCUACGUGGCUUACAUAAAUUUGGGUUGCUAUUAUCUCAUUGGGGUUCCACUUGGAUUUUUUAUGGGGUGGGGUUUCCACCUAGGAGUCAUGGGAAUUUGGGGUGGAAUGAUAUUUGGAGGAACAGCAAUUCAAACUCUGAUAUUGGCGCUUAUUACCUUACGAUGUGAUUGGCAGAAGGAGGCUGAGAAAGCAAACCUGCUCCUCCAGAAGUGGUCUGAAGUUUGAUAUCUCUGAUUUUACAAGCAUUUGAAAUAGUUAAAUAAAACGAUGGGAAGACAAAAUUAAAAAGCUCAUAUUAAUCGGGACUCAUUUCAAAUGA
Molecule: messenger RNA, 1552 nt
Organism: Gossypium arboreum
Lineage: Eukaryota; Viridiplantae; Streptophyta; Magnoliopsida; Malvales; Malvaceae
Product: protein DETOXIFICATION 27-like
Exons: 8
Coding region: 1-1458 (485 amino acids)
Biological process (GO): xenobiotic detoxification by transmembrane export across the plasma membrane
Cellular component (GO): membrane
Molecular function (GO): antiporter activity; xenobiotic transmembrane transporter activity
Source: RefSeq, a predicted model, not a curated record